GGUGGGGCGGAGGGGGCUGCGGGUCCCCGCGGAGUGUGAGGGGGUCUCGGUGGCCUCGGCUGCUUGUCCCCGGCUAGGCAGGGGCACCGGCGGUAUUUUUGGGUGGCAGGGGGACCCGGGAGGCCUCCAGAGCCCUGCUGCAGGGCCCCGCUCCUCCAUUCCGUGUAAAUCUUGGUGAUCCGCGUGUGCAUGUGAUACGUUAAAAAAUGAGUGAAGAUUCUAAUAGAAAUCUGGAUAAAAACCAUGACCAGCUUAAUAAAAAACACAGUGUCUCCUCUCCUGAUUCAGCGGUAUCUUUUCUUCUAACCAGCGUUGGCAGCAGCAAUUCGUGCUCAAACAGUUUGAUUCGAUACAAGGACAAGCUUUACAGCUCUGCAUCUGAGGCUCUAGAAGCUUAUAUUGCGGAUUUUGAUCUAAGUCUCACGUCUUCAGAAAUAACCACUGGAAAAAUCUGCCUGUGUCAAAGUACUCCCAAACAAGCUGAGUUUUCAAAGCAUCGUGUCAAAGAAAAAUACGGUAUGUUUUCUGCAACAUUGGAUGACUGUAAUGAGCACACAGGAUUAAGUUCUCUUGCUUCACCCUGUAGAAGAGAGACGGAAUGUGACCCAGACUUGAUUAGUCUUGCGACAGAUGAUCUGUUAGCAUUUCCAGCAGAUGGAUCACUGCCCUGCGUCCCGAGUAGUCCUUUUAAAUCAAUUCAUCAAAAUAGUGAGUGGAACAGAUGGUCACUUAAGAAAUCUGUCUGCCCUUACCACACCGUGUCACUUGAUACUGAAAGGGGUUUUUGUCUUCAGGAGAAUGGCAAAGCUGAUGCUAACCAGAAUGUACGCAAACACUUCAGUAAAAAGAAACACAAUGCUUUUACACCUAACAGGUACAACUCUGUCUCCUCUAAAGGAAGUUCCAGACCCUUAUCUGUUGAGAACUCUGCCACUCUUCCUGCUAAGAACUAUCCAAGGUGGCUUACCAGUCAGAAGUCUGACUUAAAUGUAUCAGGGAUAAGCAGCAUUCCCAGUUUUCACUACCCAGUCUGGCUUAAGAGUCAUAACCUUUUUUCUGCUGCAACUAAAGAAAGCGGUGGACACAAUUUUAAUAUACAAGGCGAAACGUCCUCUUCACAGACCUUUGAGAUCCUGAAAAAACAAUGCUCCGUAGAUAAAGACAGUUCUGAUUUUCUUAAGAAAAAUGGUUGCCUGGAUCUGACAGGUGAUAACGAAGCAGCAGAAAGUUGCAAGUAUGACAGCCCAGAUGCACUCUUCCAAUCUGGUGCCUCCUUUUCAAGGCACACGAAACAGUCAUUUGGAGAAGACCGACUUGAGCUGCUUACCUUGAGGGCUGACAGAGAUCUGGAGAGUUCAAAUGAAGAUUCGUCAAAUACUCUGGAAAAUGGUAGCAGUCCUUCUACAACAGAUAUACUCGGAGCAGAAAGAUCAUGGGAAAAUGUUCUGGGUGCUUUCAAAUCACCAGUGCCCGCUUGCUGUGAGGACAAAAGGAAUCCUCUACCAUUCCCCAAGGCAGACAUCAUUCAUAAAUUCUUGGAAGACUGUUUAAAUGACAAAAACAAGGAAAACGUCUUUUCUGGAGAUCAUAAUCCCAGGCCCCUUGAAGCCUUGAAGUUUCAAGCAAUUCAGGGAAGUUCAAACCCAAACGAAAUGGCUGAGCAAAAGGAAGAGUUUGAAAAACUUUUUGAAAAAGCAGAUGCUGAAUUUAAACUCUGUGACAGCGAGAUAAUCCCUCCUACUAAUUCUAUUCAGAAGGCUUUACACUAUGUGUCAUGUCUUAAGAGUCUUCUUGAAGAUACCAUUACGAAACAAGAGCAAAGUGAUGAUCAUCAAGAAAAUAAAGAAGAAAACAGCUGAUAUCUACAAAGUUUAAUACUGUGUAAUGUACAUUGUUCUAUUUUUUUUUGGAAAGCUGGACCAGUGCAUGUUCUGAAAAAAUAUUUUAUUCGUUAUUUCUGUACACGUUCGUUACUUUCAUGAGUUAUUUCAGACCCUGAGUUAUUAGUGCUUCCAGUUGGAUCUAACAACAUGGGACAAGACACCACUUUUAAAAGAAUAUGGAAUUAAUGUUAACAUUGCAUGGAAGAAGCCCUGUGUGUUUAUAUUUUUUUAAUAAUAAAAUAACUAAACUAUU
Oxyura jamaicensis (ruddy duck) is the source of this 2136-nucleotide messenger RNA. RefSeq names its product chromosome Z C18orf54 homolog (gene CZH18orf54). The record is from RefSeq and is a predicted model, not a curated record. Lineage: Eukaryota; Metazoa; Chordata; Aves; Anseriformes; Anatidae. The transcript has 8 exons. Bases 207 to 1859 code for a protein of 550 amino acids.